UGCAGGGCAUUACAGCAUAUAUUUGACCUACUUCCCAGACUCUACGAACUCAAUCAAGAUACCUUUUCUACCUAUCCAACAUACUCGUACCCAAUCAACCAAUCAACCAACCUACAACCGUCAACAUGGAAGCAGCAAGAGCAGCCGUCAACAAGAUCACCGGCAACCGGGGCCACCACACCACCGUCGAUGAGACCGUCAACCCCGCCGUGACCCGGGAGGUCGUCAAGCCCCACGUACACGAGGAAGCCACUCAGGCCAUUGACCGCGAGGUUCACCAACAUCAUUACCACACCACCGUUCAGCCCUUGACUCACCAGGAGACUCUCCCUGAGAAGCACACCCACAACAUCCUCGCCGCCGAGGAGCGCGAGUUCCACCACGACAACACCAAGGAUACUGAGGCUAAACUCGCAGCCGAACUUGGUCACUUCAAGGACACCAGACGCGUCGAACAGGUUACUCAGACACAAGCCACUGCUCCCACUGUCACUGGCGAGCACGUCCACCACCACGUCCACGAGACUGUCGUGCCCGUUGUUCACAAGGAGAUUAUCCAGCCAGAGGUUAUUCACACCACCAAGCCUAUCCAUGAAACUCACCAUGCCGCUGCACAACAUCACGGACUCUCAGCCCUUCCUAUGAAGACCCUUGACGAAUUCUCCAAGGCCGGCGGUGUUCUGGCCGGCGGCAAGCACGGUGCUCACGAGGAGUAUGACGGCCCACCGCGCAAAUACAACGAGAAGCUCUCCACCACCUUCGACAAGCUCGGUCUUGAGGCCAAGGAAGCUCUGAGUGGCCACCACCACAGCGGUACUACCGGCACCACCGGCACUUCUACUGGCGGCGGUCUGACUGGUUCUCACCGCCAGACUGACUCUGGCUACGGCGGUGUUGACAACGGUCUUGAGGGUCGCGAAGCUGGCUUGACCAGUGGCAGCACCGGCUAUGACAACGAGCGAAGCAGCGGACUUAGUGGACGCGAUAACUAUGACAACACCCGAGGAACUAGCGGAACGACUGGUGGUAAUUUCGGCAAGAUGACUGACCACUCGAGAGGAACUGGAACUACCGGUACCACUGGUGGUGCCAGCAUGAAGGACAAGUUGGACCCUCGCAUCGAUGCUGACGGAGAUGGUCGUCGGGGUGUCGGAAACUAGAGCAAGUUUCCAUUGCAAGCAUUAUACCAGCGGGGAAUUGUUAUUGCGUCGUUGUACGUUUGGGCGAUUCAAGAAGGAUGUUAGAAUACGCAUACCCCCGUGUCUGCUAGCUAUCAUGACUUUAUGACGAAAAGUCUCAAGAGACUAUUGAAUCAAAUACCUUGUAUAGUAGUCACCAGAAUUAUGGAAAAUUUGGACCCAUUCAAUUGUA
This is a messenger RNA of Exophiala viscosa, 1371 nucleotides long. RefSeq lists its product as uncharacterized. Lineage: Eukaryota; Fungi; Ascomycota; Eurotiomycetes; Chaetothyriales; Herpotrichiellaceae. The record is from RefSeq and is a predicted model, not a curated record. Bases 126 to 1160 code for a protein of 344 amino acids. The transcript has 2 exons.